AUGGAGGGCCAGAUGACCAUGUUUGCUUAUUACUUUGUUGGAAUUGGAAUUGCUGUAUUGAUUCUCAGUUAUUUUCAAAUUGCCUUUUGGGUGACUGCUGCAGCCCGUCAGAUCCAGACCAUAAGGAAGACUUUCUUCCGGAAAGCGAUGUGCAUGGAGAUCGGCUGGUUUGACUGCAAUUCUGUAGGGGAAUUAAACACAAGAAUAUCAGAUGACAUCAACAAGAUUAACACUGCAAUUGCAGACCAAGUGUCCAUCUUCAUCGAACGGAUCUCCACCUUCAUCUUCGGCUUCUUGGUGGGGUUCAUCGGUGGCUGGAAGCUGACCCUGGUGGUUAUUGCUGUGAGCCCUUUGAUAGGUCUCGCUGCUGGAUUAAUGGCCAUGGCAGUGGCGAAGCUGACAGGUUGGGAGCUGCUAGCCUACGCCAAGGCGGGGGCCGUGGCAGAUGAGGUGCUGUCCUCCAUCAGGACCGUAGCGGCCUUUGGAGGAGAGGAGAAAGAGGUCGAGAGGUAUGACAGGAACUUGAUUGAGGCUCAGACCUGGGGUGUUAGAAAGGGAACCAUCAUUGGUGUGUUUCAAGGUUAUCUCUGGUGCAUCAUUUUUUUGUGCUAUGCUUUGGCUUUUUGGUACGGCUCAAAGCUGGUCAUCGACACCAAGGAGCUCUCUCCUGGGGCCCUAAUUCAGGUUUUCUUCGGUGUUCUCAUGGCCGCCAUGAACCUGGGCCAGGCCUCACCCUGCCUGGAGGCUUUUGCCUCUGGCCGUGCCGCGGCAAAGACCAUCUUCGACACUAUCAACAGGGAACCAGAAAUUAACUGUUUCUCGGAAGAUGGGCACAAAUUAGAGAAGGUGACAGGUGACAUUGAAUUCCACGGUGUCACAUUCGACUAUCCAUCACGGCCAGAAAUAAAAAUACUAGAUGAUUUGAACCUGCUGGUCAAAGCAGGAGAAACCACAGCUUUUGUUGGACCAAGCGGAUCAGGAAAAAGCACCGUAGUCCAGCUCAUCCAAAGAUUCUACAACCCAAAGGAAGGCAUGGUGACCCUAGACGGCCAUGAUAUCCGGGGACUGAACAUCCAGUGGCUCCGCUCUCUGAUCGGUAUCGUGGAGCAGGAGCCCGUGCUGUUCGCCACCACCAUCGCCGAGAACAUCCGCUACGGCAGGCCAGGCGUGUCCAUGGAGGACAUUGUGAAGGCAACUAAGGAGGCCAAUGCCUACAACUUCAUUAUGGACCUGCCCCAGAAAUUCGAGACCCUAGUGGGGGAGGGAGGGGGUCAGAUGAGUGGAGGACAGAAGCAGAGGAUAGCCAUCGCUCGAGCCCUGGUCCGGAACCCCAGGAUUUUACUGCUGGACAUGGCCACCUCUGCCCUGGACAACGAGAGUGAGGCUGUGGUACAGGAGGCACUAGAUAAGGCUCGCUCGGGUAGAACAACUAUCUCCAUUGCCCACCGCCUAUCCACCCUCCGCAAUGCAGAUGUCAUCAUUGGCUUUCAGUACGGGAGGGCCAUCGAAAGAGGCUCUCACAGUGAGCUACUGGCCAGGAAGGGCGUGUACUUCACCUUAGCGACACUGCAGAACCAAGGUGGUGACACAUCCCAACACAAGACAAAGCAGACUCCUGAGAGAAAAAUUGUUGAGGAACCAGACAUCAAGACAAUUAACAGUUUCAGCGAUGUGAAUUAUGAAUCAUUGCGGAGGUCUCUGCGCCUGAGAUCCCACUCCCAGCUCUCCCAGAAUUUCCUCCCCGAUGCUGUAUCCAGAAUCCUCCAUUUUGAUUCUGAAAGCUUCUAUGAAGAUUUUGAUACUGAGAGAGCAAAGAAGAAGGUAGUAGACAAUGAAGGGGAAGAACAGAUUGAGUCGGCAACAGUAGCACGGAUCCUGAGCUACAACAGGACGGAAUGGCCCUACAUGGUGCUGGGUUCUAUAGGGGCAGGAAUAAACGGAGCGGUCAAUCCCAUUUACGCCAUAUUAUUCAGUCAAAUCCUCGGGACAUUUUCCAUCCAGGAUCUUAAUGAGCAAAGGAAUCAGAUAGAUGGAAUAUGUGUGCUGUUUGUCUUAGUGGCCAUUUUGAGCUUCUUCUCUCAGUUUCUACAGGGCUAUGCUUUUGGGGUGUCUGGUGAGCUGCUGACAAGAACACUGAGGAAACUGGGAUUCCAGGCUAUGCUGAGACAGGAGGUUGGGUGGUUUGACAACCCCAUGAACAGCCCCGGAGCUCUUACUACCAGGCUGGCCACAGAUGCGUCCAUGGUCCAAGGCGCGACAGGGUCGCAGAUCGGAAUGAUUGUCAGCUCCUUGACCAGUAUUGGAGCGGCUUUAAUCAUAGCAUUCUACUUUAGCUGGAAGCUAACCCUUGUGGUGACUUGCUUUCUGCCACUAAUUGGAUUGUCAGGGGGGUACCAAGCAAAAAUGCUGACAGGUUUCGCAAAGGAGGAUAAGAAAGCCAUGGAGGCAGCAGGUCAGGUUUCAAGUGAAGCUCUGGCCAACAUUCGGACCAUUGCUGGGUUAGCCAAGGAGAAACAAUUUGUGGACCAAUACGAGCAGCAACUGGAGGCACCGUAUAGAGUGAUCUCCGCCAUUGUGAUCAGCGGUACAGCCUUGGGAAGAGCUUCCUCCUUCACCCCAGAUUAUGCCAAAGCCAAGAUAGCAGCAGCACAGCUCUUUAAACUUCUGGACAGAGUACCCAAAAUCAGUAUGAGCCAGACUGAGGGAGAGUCUUGGGAUAAAUUCAAGGGAAACGUGGAGUUCAUUGACUGCAAGUUCACGUACCCGACCCGCCCAGACAUCCGGGUGCUGAACGGUCUGACAGUGUCCGUGAAGCCGGGCCAAACUCUGGCAUUUGUGGGCAGCAGCGGCUGUGGAAAGAGCACCAGCGUCCAGCUGCUAGAGAGAUUCUAUGACCCUGACCAUGGCACAGUGCUGAUAGAUGGCUAUUGCUCUUCGCGUGUCAAUGUCCCCUACCUGAGGUCACAGAUUGGGAUCGUUUCCCAAGAGCCGGUGCUCUUUGACUGCAGUAUUGCUGAGAAUAUCCAGUACGGAGACAACACACGAACCGUCAGCAUGGAGGAAGUCGUUGAGGCAGCAAAGAAGGCGUAUCUGCAUGAUUUUGUGAUGGGUUUACCAAAUAAAUAUGAGACUCAGGUCGGUGCUCAGGGCUCGCAGCUGUCACGAGGGCAGAAGCAGAGGAUAGCCAUCGCUCGCGCAAUCGUCAGAAACCCCAAAAUACUGCUCCUGGACGAGGCUACCUCUGCGCUGGACACAGAGAGCGAGAAGACGGUACAAGCCGCUCUCGAUGAGGCCAGACAAGGUCGCACAUGCAUUGUCAUAGCCCACAGACUGUCCACCAUCCAGAGGGCAGACAUCAUAGCCGUCAUGUCCCAGGGAGCUGUCAUUGAACAAGGGACACACGAAGAACUCAUGGCCAAGAAGGGUGCCUAUCAUAAGCUGGUUACAACAGGGGCACCCAUCAGUUAG
Messenger RNA from Conger conger (European conger), 3468 nucleotides. RefSeq names its product ATP-binding cassette, sub-family B (MDR/TAP), member 11a (gene abcb11a). Bases 1 to 3468 code for a protein of 1155 amino acids. Gene Ontology annotation, cellular component: membrane. The transcript is spliced from 23 exons. The record is from RefSeq and is a predicted model, not a curated record. Lineage: Eukaryota; Metazoa; Chordata; Actinopteri; Anguilliformes; Congridae. Gene Ontology annotation, biological process: transmembrane transport. Gene Ontology annotation, molecular function: ABC-type transporter activity; ATP binding; ATP hydrolysis activity.